This is a messenger RNA of Cryptosporidium muris RN66, 1677 nucleotides long. RefSeq names its product ATP synthase F1, beta subunit, putative. Bases 1 to 1677 code for a protein of 558 amino acids. Gene Ontology annotation, molecular function: ATP hydrolysis activity; proton-transporting ATP synthase activity, rotational mechanism; ATP binding. The record is from RefSeq and is a predicted model, not a curated record. Lineage: Eukaryota; Apicomplexa; Conoidasida; Eucoccidiorida; Cryptosporidiidae. Gene Ontology annotation, biological process: proton transmembrane transport; proton motive force-driven mitochondrial ATP synthesis. The transcript is spliced from 2 exons.
AUGGUCAACUUAUUUAUUAAUAAAUAUCAAAUUACUUAUUCAAUAUUUAACAAGUCAAGCUAUUUUAGAAGUUAUUUUAUUCCUACAAGUUUAUAUUUAGGUAGAAGUUUUUCUUAUUAUGAUCAAAAUCGGUAUAAUAUGGAUAAUCUUUACUUAUAUAAGUAUAAAAAUAGAAAUAUUUCGACAUAUAAAACUGAUUCUAAAAUACCUCUAAAAGGAUAUAUAUCACAGAUUAUUGGAGCUGUAGUAGAUGUUAAGUUUGAUCAUAUAUUACCAUCAGUUUUAAAUGCUUUAGAGGUACAAGAUCAUCCAAAUAAACUUGUACUAGAAGUAGCUCAGCAUUUAGGGGAUAAUUGUGUACGUACAAUUGCAAUGGAUGUAACUGAAGGUUUAAUGCGUGGUCAAGCAGUAUUAGAUACUGGAAAUCCAAUAUCUGUACCAGUAGGAGAUGCUACAUUAGGUCGUAUAAUGAAUGUCAUUGGGGAACCAGUUGAUGAAUGUGGUCCAAUAGAAUCUACAAUUAGAUUACCUAUACAUAGAAAAGCUCCAGAAUAUACUGAACAAGGUACGGAUCCAUCAAUAUUAAUAACAGGUAUUAAAGUAGUUGACUUAUUAGCUCCAUAUGCAAAAGGUGGAAAGAUUGGUCUUUUUGGUGGUGCUGGUGUAGGUAAAACAGUACUUAUAAUGGAAUUAAUUAAUAAUGUAGCAAAGAGACACGGAGGUUAUUCAGUAUUUGCAGGUGUAGGGGAGAGAACAAGAGAAGGUAAUGAUUUAUAUCAUGAGAUGUUAAUAACUGGUGUAAAUAAGAAGAAAUUUAUUUCUAUGGAAUUGGACUAUAAAGGUAAUAAGUACACUAAGUGUGAUUUUACGGGUUCUAAAACAGCGCUUGUAUAUGGUCAAAUGAAUGAACCCCCUGGUGCGCGUGCCAGGGUUGCUCUAACAGGUUUAACUGUUGCAGAGUAUUUUAGGGAUGAAAAGGGUCAGGAUGUCUUACUAUUUAUAGAUAAUAUAUAUCGAUUUACUCAGGCUGGUAGUGAAGUAUCUGCACUACUUGGUCGAAUGCCUUCAGCAGUAGGAUAUCAACCAACUCUAGCAACUGACUUAGGAUCUUUACAAGAACGGAUUACAACAACUAAGAAGGGAUCUAUAACAUCUGUACAAGCAGUAUAUGUACCAGCUGAUGAUUUAACAGAUCCAGCAUCAGCUGCAACAUUUGCUCAUUUAGAUGCUACAACUGUAUUAUCAAGAAAAAUUGCUGAGUUUGGUAUUUAUCCUGCAGUAGACCCUUUGGAUAGUACUUCAAGGAUGUUAGAUCCCUCUAUUAUAGACUAUGAACAUUACCAUGUUGCAAGAGAAGUGCAAAAAUUAUUACAAGAUUAUAAAUCCCUUCAGGAUAUAAUUGCUAUAUUAGGUAUAGAUGAACUUAAUGAUGAAGAUAGACAAACAGUAACCCGUGCUAGGAAGGUACAAAAAUUUCUGUCUCAACCUUUUUUCAUGUCAGAAGUAUUUACAGGGAAAGAAGGUAGGUUUGUUGAAUUAGAAGAUACAGUAAAAGGGUUUAAAGAACUAUUAAAUGGUAAUUAUGAUGACUUGCCAGAAAUGGCAUUUUAUAUGGUUGGUAAUAUUGAGGAGGCAAAGCUAAAGGCUUUGGAUAUAACGAGGCAGGAUUAUAAAUAA